Molecule: messenger RNA, 2769 nt
Organism: Pocillopora verrucosa
Lineage: Eukaryota; Metazoa; Cnidaria; Anthozoa; Scleractinia; Pocilloporidae
Product: major facilitator superfamily domain-containing protein 12
Biological process (GO): carbohydrate transport; transmembrane transport
Cellular component (GO): plasma membrane
Molecular function (GO): symporter activity
Source: RefSeq, a predicted model, not a curated record
UGGCGCAAUAUUCAUCUCAUGUUUAUCCGACAACAAAACGCGCUUUUAACCCUCAUGAUAGUUUAAUUUUUUUCUGGUCUUGUGGUGUAUCUUGGAAGAAAAUAGUUUAAAAUGGAACAAAAAUGCUCUGACUUAAGUUCAACAACCGACAUAUCAAGGAAAAAUAGACCUUCUCGCGUUGCAAAAUCUCGUCUUCCACUUUUUCAAAAAUUUUCUUUUACGGUUGGACACUUUCUCAACGAUGCUGUUUUUGGAGCAUGGAUAUCCUAUUUGAUAAUUUUCGAAACAAAAGUUAUUGGUUUGUCCAACAGAACUGCUGGCUUUCUGUGGAUCAUCCCCGGCACUGUGGACGCUGUGUUAUGUUUGGGUGUAGGUUACAUCUGCGACAACUACAAGUUCCCUCUUCUUUCAAGAUAUUACGGUAAACGUAAGAGCUUUCACUUACUCGGGACUGUUCUAGUGGCGGGAUUAUUUCCAUUUCUCAUGAUGCCGUGUUUUAUCUGCGGGGAGGAUUCAUCCGAGCAGACUAUGGGCAUUUACUAUGGCUCGAUCAUGAUUGUACACAACAUUGGCUGGGCUUUAUCUCAAGUCACUCAUCUGGCGCUAAUACCGGAGAUUGCUAAAAGACCCAGUGAAAUGGUGGAAUUACACGGCUUAAGAUCCGGUUUUACAUUUCUCAGCGGCAUCUUCGUGUAUGCCAUCACUUGGAUCGUCCUCAAAACCGAUGGCGGAGAUGAGAAGAUUUCUUUUAGUCAGUGGAAAGACUUUAUGGAAAUAUCGGUGAUUGUGGUAGGGACAGGUUGUUUUUUCUCGUUAAUUUUUCACUUGGGAACCAAAGAACCUCCCACCCCUGUGGAAAACAAAAAAGGUCCUUUCGGCAGCCUCACGGGUGGGGAGAGACGGAGAAUUCUAAGCGCCACACUGCCUCUCCCUGAUAAAACAGUUGGGGUGUUCUGUAUGUACAAAGAAAAAGAUCUCGAUCAAGCUCCUGAGGAGAAUUGGGUACAGACUGAGGCCACACCCAAGGAACUCAAACAAGAGGAAUGUGAAGAUAAUAAGGAGAAGGGUAGUGAAUCGCGCGUAAAAAGAGACAUUGAAUGGAACGUGACUGAUUUGAGGAAAGGCUUGAAUGGUAACGAAUUUAGCUUUGCAAAUCCGGCUUUUUGUACCGACGAGAAGCUAGAUUUUGAUCGUGAAAAAAUUGCUAGAGAUUCUGGUGAGAAUUGUGACCUUCAAACGCAAGAAAAACAUAGGAUAACAAACGAAUUUAGUUUCUCAAAUCCUGCCUUUAAAAGCCAGGAUAAACAAAGUGACAAUGGUGUAGCAAGUUCGCCAGAAACAGAUCAAGUGAACAGCGAGGACGGAAAUGAGGUGCAGGUGAUGGCUGAACGUCAGAGUAACAGAUCUGAUUGCAGCGACGCCAGCGAAGGAUACGCUUCAUCGCCAGAAAAUUAUUAUCCUGUUGACUGUUUCGAAAGUUCCCAUACCAAAUCAAACCUCGAGACAGAAAAACUCGACUUUGCCAAACAGGAUGAUAUUGCAAUGGAAUCCAGCUCUUUCUACGUUGGACACAGGUCCCUCUCGUCUUAUAGCAGCCGCGGAGGCUUGCUCUCCAAGACGACUGAUGCGAGUUUCAGUGGAGACAGUUUUAUAAUAGAGAUAUUGAAUGAUCAGGGAACGAAGAGUAGUAAAACUAAAAAGACCUGGUCUUAUUGGUUCAAAACUCCACUGUUCUAUAAGAUCUCUUUUGCCUUCAUGUGUGCGCGCCUCGUUCAAGUAGUCAGCUCUUCGUACGUUCCACUUUAUUUGACGGAAACCCUCGGAUUUGAAAAGGAAUCCAUCGCUUAUUUCCCUCUAGUGAUCUUGCUCAGCAGUGUAAUUUCGAGCUUAGCCGCGAAGAAACUCGACAAAAUGCUUGGAGACAAAUGGACAUACUGCUUUGCCGCCUCUCUGGUGGUAGGAUCCUCAGCUUGGUUUUACCUUCAAGACGAAUCGGGAAAGAACGCGGCCUACUGCGCUGCGAUCCUUGUAGGAUGCGGUAGUUCUGUGAUGUACGUGACGUCAUUGGCUCUGGCUGGUAAGCUGGUUGGAGACAAUAAAGAGUCCGGUGCGUUCGUCUUUGCGUCGAUGAGCAUUUUAGCCAAGGUGGCUUGUGGGACUUCUAUUUUAGUUAUUCAGGAAUUGUUUCCUACCGGCAGAGCCACCGCUGAGUAUGUCCGAUACGCGUUUUCUGUGGUACCAGGCGCUGCGUCAUUACUGGGUUUCUUAGCUGUGGUUGCUUUCCUUCCGGCCACCAUGAAGUGUAAGAAAGUAGUUCACACCGCCGACUGUUCAGUUCAGACAGAAGACAUUACAAAAAUCUCUCAUACUUACGAAAACCGCGCUGUAAUGGAUGAUGUUGAUGGGGACCACAAAGAGAACGAAUUUGUUACAGAUGACGGCGAUAAAGCAGCUCGUGCUGUCUGUUAAGAGGCAGAGGAUGAAGGAAAAUGAGAAGAGAGAAGGGAAAGAAAUGAUAGCUCUUGCAAAAUUUAAUAAAAAGCGUCUGCGUCUCCCUGGUUCUUAACUUUGAACUUAUAUUAGUAUAAAGCAAGGUUCAAUAGCCUUUCUAAGUUGGAAGUAAUUUUACUCUCUAAUUUAGUCUUGCUCAGUCCUUGCUAUACUAAAACACUUUUUCCAGGUCAGCUCUUGAAGGCUUAGAAGGAAUAUAACGGUAUAUUCCAAAUAAAUCGCUAUUAUCUAAAUAGGCUGUCUCGUUGUAAAUAUGAA